AUGCAUCACAGCGGGUCCGACGCAUCAGCGACCCUACGAGAUGGAGAGAGCAAGAAGCGCGACCACGAGGGCAAGCGGGUCAAUGGUGUGCACGACGACCCCAGUGUUAAUGGUGCAGCAGGUCCCUCGCUCGAGCAGUACUCGCAGCUCCCACCAGAGAUUGCCCACAUUUCUGCCGAAGCGUACAACCCCCUCUCGACCUUGAUAGUGCGCCUUUCCCAAGAAUGCUACAACGACCUAGGGGACGCACUCCAGAAGAUGGCCGAUAUUCCGCUGGCGCAGCAGACCAACGGCGUCCUCCCAAAUGGACUGGGUCCCCACGGCGCUGCAAAUGGCCAGGAAAACGCAAAGGCCAACGCACAAAAGAAGAUGCUUCUCAUGAAGUUCGCCCAGGAGAAUCGAGCCAAGUUCAUCAAAUUGCUCGUCCUGACUGAAUGGGGAAAGAAGGCCGCCGUCGAUGUCUCCAAGCUCAUAGACCUGUAUACGUGGACUAAGGAGCAGGACGUGCACAUGCAGGCUGCAGACUUUGCAAUCGACAGCAUCAAAAGACACGCCAGUAUCGCAAAAGAAAAUAACCCUGAUAUUACCACGGCUUUGGAGAUUCUAUCCACGGGAAAGGCGUCGUGGAUGCCGAGUCUGGACUAUAUACCCCCUGAUCCCAUCUCCUCGGAGCAAGCACUCAAACUCUUGCGCUACAUGAAUACUUCACUUUCGAUUCGCCUGAACCUCCACGAAACCCUCCCGCGGCACCUCCGCAACUGGCGCAUAGAGUCUGGACGGGCUACCUUCAUCGUCGAUGGCCAAUUCGAGUUUGAUGUCAUCUCCUUUGUUGAAGAUGCAUCAGAGCAGUGGCUGUUCAUUGAUCUCCGGUUACUCUUCUCACCAGCGCCAGUCAUCACCGUCGGCAGUCGAUUUUUCAUGCAUCUCAAGGCCCAAGCCGACCAUAUCCUGCAGGAGAAGGGGCUCAGUGGCCUAUUCGACUUCCUCAACAAUUUCGUUUUGACCCACAAAAUCUCGGUUCUCAGAUCGCAGGCCUUGGGCCUUGCUCGCACGGGGUGGGCAGGCUCGCUCAAGGUCGAACCGGUGCACCGUGAGCUCGUCGUGCAAUACUGGACUGGCAGGCCUGGCAAGAAGAACUGGAUUGAAAUUGGCAUCUCAAAAAACAAGCCGAAGAACGGCAAAGUGUCGUGGCGCGGAUUGCCUGUCCCUUCUCUGACGGCCCGCUGGUUCCGCCAGGGCAAAGAAGUGAAAGAUGCCGAUUUAAAAUUUGAUUGGAAAGACUUGUCGACGGAGCGAAUCAUCAAGCGCGUCAUUGCACGGCAUACCAGUGAUAUUCUACGAUCAACACGGGGAGCUCUCAAUCCGAGUGUGACGGCACAUGCGUCUUUAUCGGAUACUGAGCCCACAGACUGCGCCCUCAAAGCCUCUCUGGGGACAAGGGCAAACUCGAUGGCCGUGUCUUUAGAACCUGUGACCGGGAACUACAUCUUGCAACCGGCCACGGCGCUUUCGACGAGAGCGGAGAAUGCCUUUAACCAGGGCAGGGAGCCAGUGCAAAUGGGCAAUAUACUAACGCAAUUGCUCGCCGAAACCCUGCUCACCUCUAUCCGGAGAUAUGCACAGCAACUGGGAUGGCAGCCAGUCGCGAGACAGUCUCUACAUUUUCAAGUAGUGAAGACGGCCGUGAAGCUGGACAUGCUCCAAUUUGCGCUUUACUGGCCCCGUGGCUGGUCGUCAAGCUGGGCCUUUGCCGCUAUCGUAGACUCGUCAGGAGAGUCAUGGUGGGUCCUCGAGAUUGGUUCGAACGGAGGUACAAUCGAGCAUGCCGAGCAAAUCAAGUUGGAUAGGCCAGACGGACGCUUGUUGCCGAUCGAUCGCAACACGCUGGCCAGCUUAGAGAGGGUCGCUGUACAACUCCUUUCGUUCCGCGUUACUGCCCGCCAACUCGAAAAGGAGAAGAAGUCGUGCAUUCUGCGAUGCGAGUUUGGCCCAACAAGCGCCUCAGCCGCGGCUCAACGCAUCGCUCGACGCUGGGUCCUGUACCUGCAGACGCCUGAUGUCCUUGUGACCAAGCCGGGAGAAGAGCCGUGGCUGGAGUCCAACAUCGCCAUAACUUGCGAAGGUCUGAAAGCGGAAAGCCAAAAUGUCUGGCACAUUGCCACCGGUAGGAUGGUCAAGUCUGCGGCCGCAGACAUGCAGAAACUCAUGGCUGCUUCACCACAGAGUAACUUUAGCUUUUCGGAAGACGGGAGGUUUCGAAUUCUUCUAUCAACGCCGUUUGGACAAGACAUUCUUGGUGAGCUACGAGUACGGCUGCGAGACGUUAACCACCUUCGCUCGUUUGCGACUACCCUCCAGAAACGCCAGAUGCGGCUGGGCUCGUCAUCACUGCAGCGAGUACAGUUCGAAUACGGCCCGUCACCGUAUACCGCGGCUGUCAAUUUCGGCGCUGAGAAGGAGAUUUCCGUCGAAUUGUCCCCGAAUAACCCGCAUUACCGUGUGCAUAGGCUGCUCACGGAAAUUGCCAACGACCGCAGCCCUUUCCUCCCUAGCGUCGACUUCGGCGACGCCAACGGCCUCGACCGCUUCUGCACCGCUCUCAUCCUCACCCGCUCCCUCCUCAAAAUUAUGUCGGAAAUUCAAGUCCGCACGCCAGGCAAUGUCCGCAACCCUGCCAUCCACGUCCACUCCAUCUUCAAGUACCGCCUCACGUACGAAAACCCCGUCUGCACCUUCGACGUGCGUCUUCAGCCCAAGGAUGACAAAGUCUACUGGUUCAUUGAGGAUUGCCUCAAAGCGCGCAGCAUGGAUACACGGCCGACGUCUGAGCGAGGACAGUACCACAGGAGGCUCGACAAUCUAGUGACAAAACUCAAGGAGCUGUUUAGUGGGAAGGGGCCAGGGUGGUUUGGAACAAGGAACGGGAUGAUAGCCGAGUUGGAUGGAGUGCCAGAUGCGUUGAGGAGGCUGGAUGCGUGUGUGCUGGGCUGUAAGAUGGAAGGCGGGUACAAGGCGCCGCCGCCACUGGAACAACCCGCUCCACAGGGCCAGCCAAAUGGCACGCAACAACAGGCCAAUCAACCAGCAAGGAUGCAGCAGCAAGGGCGUCCGCAACAACAGCCUCAGCCUGGCCCAGGGCAAGUGAGGAAGCAGCAACAGAACCAGCGACCACAGCCGAAUGGACGACAGCCGCCUCAACAGGGGAGAGGUGGUGGUAGACCCGGCCAGUCAAAGCAGAAUGUCAUUGAAAUUGACUGA
Molecule: messenger RNA, 3258 nt
Organism: Cucurbitaria berberidis CBS 394.84
Lineage: Eukaryota; Fungi; Ascomycota; Dothideomycetes; Pleosporales; Cucurbitariaceae
Product: MED14-domain-containing protein
Exons: 2
Coding region: 1-3258 (1085 amino acids)
Biological process (GO): regulation of transcription by RNA polymerase II
Cellular component (GO): core mediator complex; mediator complex
Molecular function (GO): transcription coregulator activity
Source: RefSeq, a predicted model, not a curated record